AGAGCCUUUCGUUUGCGAACUAUCAUAAGUGCUUGCGCGCCGCUUACGUGCACACAGUCCACUUCAUGCAGUUAGUCAUUUUUGGAGAGGUGUGCUCAUCCUGUGUUGCGGAAGGGAGUCUUUGACAGAUAGAGAAUCAAGAGUAAUAAAUAUUUCACACGUUGCCUGUUUACCCUCAACAUGGACCAAAAAGACACCGAAAUGAAUGAGAAGGGAGUUACUUCUUCGACCAGUGGAGUUGUGGUCCAAGUAAGAGAGAAGAAAGGACCUUUGCGUGCAGCUAUUCCAUACAUGCCAUUCCCAGUAGCUGUAUUAUGCCUAUUUCUCAACACAUUUGUACCUGGUUUAGGUACGUUCGUGUCUGCCUUCACGGUGCUGUGCGGAGCGCGGACAGACCUGCCUGACCGCCACAUGUGCUGUGUGUUUUGGCUGAACAUCGCGGCAGCCUUCAUCCAGAUCCUCACAGCCAUCAUCAUGGUGGGCUGGAUCAUGAGUAUUUUCUGGGGCAUGGACAUGGUCAUCCUGGCAAGCUAUAGGGAUCAGAGGGUUCCCCAGCAGGUUUAAGGCUGGCCCAGCCCAACUCAACGUGAAGCCUUGAUGUACAGUUGUCUCCUAUCGCAACAUCCCCCUGGGGGAGAGCCAAGGCAGGAUGAUAUUCACAGGCUUAACCCCACCCUACCUACUGUACCAUAUCGCUUACUGCUACUACUGCAGCUGCAGCUCCACUUCACAGCUCAGUGGCAGAAUGAGGAGCACGUCAACAUUGAUGGAGAGGUGUUUUCUACAUGUGCCCAAAGUGUCCUGUGAAGAAAAUAACAGAAUGAAUUAUGAAUAUGUGCCAACUGUAUGUACAGUACUAUACCGUGUGCUAAGGACUAUCCAUCCUGUCUGGGGCACUAAUUCAGUGUUCAGGGGUCUUUAUGAAAAAAAUGAAAUGUGCAGUUUAUUCCUCUGUAUGUUAUCAGCUGUUCAACCACACUCUUAUUAUGACUAGUAGACUUCAGUAGACUGAAGAUGGUAUCAGUGCCUGUCAAGUCCGCCAGGAUUGUAUAGUAUGUGAUGUUAUUAAUGGUCCAAUGCCGCCGUUUUUAUCUCAAUAUCAAUCAUUUCUUGGUAACAAUUAAGUACCUUACUGUAAUAGUUUUCCAUUAAAAUGGUCAAAAAGAACAAAAAGGGCUUCUUAGCGAAGGGCAAUUACUCAAGCAAGAAUUCCACUAGGGCUGUCUGGGAGUGGUUUGAGUAGGGAGGGGAAAACUGAAAAUUAGGUUUGGAACUCUCUUUCCUAUUGGUCUAUUAACUAUUUUAACGCAUGGUGAUGUCACCAUGGAAGGCCAAAACUCCAUCCCACCAAAACAGGCUGAAAUUUCAGGCAGCCAUUUCAAACAGCUCUUACACUAUAAGGGCAUUAUCAUAAUUCUUACGAAUUCACAGUAUUAUUCCAACCUCAUAGUGUGGAAAUAUAUAUAAAACACAGACAAAUCUCAUUUUUGACUGCACUGGGCCUUUAAAACGUAUGGCAUAUGGAGAUGCACUUGUUUUAUAUACAGUACUAUUCUGCAUGGAUACCUUUGUAUCGUUUUUCAGAUAUGUCUAUCGUAUAUAAAGACUACUCACAUCACACGCACACACAUUUAUAGCCUUCUGUGACUUUUGUACUACUAUUUAAUGGUUGUUGUUUCUGUUGUUCAAUGUCAGUGUAUUGUUCAGUGAAUCAUUCUGGGCCAGUUGCCAUAGAUACUGUCCAUUAAUUAAGUGUCUGUGUGUACACAUGGGACUAAAAUGAAUGUAAUUGGUUAUUUUUGCCUCGUGCAAAUGGAAGGAGAAGAGUGAGACACAACUACAGCAACCAGUUGUGCUGUAUGAUCCAUUUAAAUAGUGGUAUUUUUAAGCUAGAAAUAAUAGAGAAGUGGAAAAACAGAGAUGGUAGCAUACACUUUGAUUGUGUUUUGAAGACAUCUAUUUUUUUUUAAAAGACGUUUAUUACAGUCAAUUCCCUUAAAUAGACCCAGGUGAGAACUGACAGGAGAGAAAAAGUGUCAGAGGAAUGUAGCUAGCAGUCUGCCAGAUAUUAUGUUUUGUUCAGAUGGAUACUUUAAGUUAUGCAGUUUAAUCUUGUACUUUGUCAAGAUUCAAGAAUGGAAGCAUUUGUCAGUGGCUUGUGUUUGAAGAAGAGUGUGUGAUAAGUUUAGUUAAUUAUUACGGAUAACAAAAGUAUAAAGAAAAAUAUGUAGCUCCCAGCAUUGAUAUGUCACAUUUUGUGAUCCCUGCACUUGGAUGCAAUGGAUUGUGAAGAAUAGAAAAUCCUCAUUGGAGACUGAAACGACUUCCACAAAAGGAGAUAUUCAAUGUAUCUGUGAAAUUUAAAGACCACUUCCAACUGUUCAAUUAUUUUACAGAAUAAAUAAGAUGAUUGCAACAAAAAGCUGUAAUAUCACAUUGGUGUACAGAAUAUCAAAUAUAAGUGACACGCUCAAUAAACAAAGUAUGUCAUGAAAAACUCUGUUUUAUGUGGAAGUUUUAACAGGCUCUCUCUUGUCUUGAUUGGCCAGAGCUGUUACUAGACCAUUCCCAUUGAACCAGACUGUUAACAGCAGAUAGUUAACCCAAUUUCCCCCCCCCCCCCCUCAUAAGCAGACCUAUUGUUGAGAGGUUUCUGGUACUUCUCCACUUGCUACGAUAACAGCACUUGAACAAGGGUGCCGCAAUUGGGGGACACAGGGGCUUUGAGGGACGGGAGGAUAGCGAGGGAGGGGUCAGCCAUUGUGCAGAGCUGAGCGGGAGAGUUGAUAGAGACACAAAGGUGCCUGCGCGCUUUCGUGGUCAGUACAGUGCCCAAAAGUAUUAGAAAACCUCGGUAAGGCUUGUUGUGGGUAGGCAGACAUGCCUUCACAAUUGUCCUAAGACCAAUUGUCUAAGGUUUAUGAUGGAAUAUUGUAUAAGAGGUUAUUUACGUAGAGCAAUUUGUCUUUUGCGUCUCACAUUUUAUUGUUGAAAAUGCAACCAGACUGUUUAACAAUGUGUCAUUGAUGUAGCGUGCUAGAUAAUGGUUAUCCUUGGAUAUCCUCUUUUUCUCUGCUUCAAAGCAGCAGACAGACAAACAUCAUCUCUAUUGAAUCAACAGUAAAAAGGAUAUUGUUACAGUAUUUGUCUUUAAUAUGUCUUGGAAGGAUUCCUUUCCUCUGAUAGCGGGCUUUUAGAUCCCGUUUCUCCACAUUUGGAAUUCUCUCUCUGGUUGAACAGACAUUUCAUGUUGGAUCUUUUCAGACAGCGACCGACAGUAUAUAGCAUUCUAUUAGUGAUUAGGAGACCGUAAGGUGACGGUAAGAUGGUGAUACACCAAGACGGUAGAGAUUUGAUCCCAGAGCCUUCGGUGGGAGAAGAAAGAGCAUUAGUCUAUUGUUUCAACCAUGACAUUACAGGCCAGUAGGGGGCGCUCUGACCUUUAUAAAACGACUAACACUGCUCAUCUCAGCAAUGGUCCCACUGAAAACCUGACUAUGCUGAUCUCUAGUAGAGUCUUCAUGGUUAUAACUCAAGGUGCCUCACAUUACUGGUUGACACAGAUGUCUAAUGUCAUUCCUUUUCACACAUCACCUAUCUGAUGGAGUCCUACCUCUCAGCGGGCUGUUCAUUUUCUGUCUCAGAGAAUGUGAGUGAAUGUAAGGUAAUGGGAGACAGUGCUUCCUCGAUCCUUUGGAUAUGACGAGGCCUCAGCUCUGCUUCUUGUCUGAGGGUUAUCAGAGGGAUGACACACAUAUCCUCUGGGUUUCUGUAAAGUGGGACUCCAGCAUUCCACGCUCUCUGUUUCCUAUGAUGCUGUUGGCUGAGGAAUGUACAAGAAGUGUUCUCACCAGUGACAUCACUGAAUAAACAACACAUGUGGAUGUAAAGUAAAUGUAAUCCUUUGUGAUGUCUGCUGUACAUAAUUGUUUGGUCUAUCGUCAGAAGCCGGGAAGCCCAAAAUGUUCUGACUGUGGCAUGCAUCUUGGGCAAUUUCUACCAUGGACGUGAUGUCCCUCACACUAAUGCAGUCAGCUAGGACUGUUGAAUGGCAUUAAUGACAUUUGUUCAAAUGCAACCUAAACCUCUACAAAUUGACCUCAUAGAUUGCUCUGUUGUGUGAUAGACCUGUCCCAGGGGCUAAUUGGGCAUGUUGCCACAGUGAUCCAUAAACAUCUUGGGCAAUUCCCAUAACCUGAUUGACAGAGCUGUACUUCCCUGCAAAAUGUAUGUGCAAACUAACUUCAAGACUUUAAAAAAGUACAGUGUUUGAAAUUCUCUGAACAUUACACCCAGUUCAAUUGAUGACAGCUGACCACAGGAGGUUGUGGGUACCUUAAUUGGGGAGAACAAGCUCGUGUCAGUGAGUGGAGUGGAAUGGUAUCAGAUACAUUAAACAUAUUGUUUCCAGGUGUUUGAUGCUAUUCCAUUUGCUCCGUUCUGGAAAUUGUUAUGAGCCGUUCUCCCCUCAGCAGCCUCCUGUGCAGCUGACAUGUCAUCCUUACCCCAUGACUGAGAUUUGCUUUAUCACUUUCUGUCAUCUGUCAUCAUCUCCGGAGAUCAGCCCUGAGCCUUUUUAUAUCGACACUUCACGAGAUGACAGGCAGAAAGGCUUACCCUGUUACACAUGCAAGCCGUUGGCUACAGUAUAUUGUGACGAAUAUGGAUGGGAAGAUGGGAUGGGGAAGAGAGGGAGGAGAGAAGAAGAGAGGAUGUAUGGGUGUGUUUCCUGCAUGGCCC
This is a messenger RNA of Oncorhynchus masou masou (cherry salmon), 4740 nucleotides long. RefSeq names its product stum, mechanosensory transduction mediator homolog (gene stum). Bases 181 to 564 code for a protein of 127 amino acids. Lineage: Eukaryota; Metazoa; Chordata; Actinopteri; Salmoniformes; Salmonidae. The record is from RefSeq and is a predicted model, not a curated record. The transcript has 3 exons.